UUAUAUGCUAUCACGUUGCAAACGCACAUUGCAGAUUUUCAAAUUCACAUUAUGGAAUCAGUUUGCGAUUGGGAAAAAAAAGUUGUAGAAAAAAUUUAAAGUUGGGUCAGGCCGCUUACCCCACAUCAACCGGUAAAUCAAAUUUCACUAGCACUUACACAAGGCAGGGAUUAGGUUUAACCCUUCACUGUGUAGGCUCCUUAAAAUGGCUCUGCUACAAUUACCAUCGCUUGAAUGUUUCUUCUUUUUGUCUAUACUUUUUUUUUAUACCUUUGACCUUACCAACAGCAUCUAACAGCUUUCAGCAAUACAAUGGUUAUCUACAGAUCACACAGACCAAACAUUCCUAUUCCUAAAAUUGAUCUCUUCUCAUACCUCACAAACACAAACGAAUAUAAUCAAACAAGAGACAUCAAUAAACCAAUUGCUGUAGAAGGUGAAUCAGGGAAAACUCUUUCCUGGAAGCAAAUCCGGGAAAAAGCCAGGUAUCUUGCCACUGGUUGGAAUGAAAACGUUGGCCUAAAGAAAGGUGAUGUUGUUGCAGUAUUUGCGCCUAAUCAAUUUGAUCAUGUCGUUCUGUAUCUUUCACUUCUUGCCGCCAAAUGUACUAUAUCUCCCGGCAAUCCUGCUUAUACAGAAGCUGAAUUCAAACAUCAAAUCACCAAUUGCCAAGCUACUGCAUUAGUUACUGUUCCUGCGCUAUUACCCAUGCUUCUAAAGAUUACAGAUAGUAUCAGAUUACCCCGCAGUCGUGUUUUUCUGUUUGGUGAUAAAGAGGUUGAAGGCUGCCGUCCGUUCAAUGCCAUCUCGGGAAAAAAGCCAGUUUCACUUCCUCUUCAAGAUAUCGAUGGCUACAACGAUACCGCUUUUAUUUGCUACUCCAGUGGUACAACUGGCCUUGCUAAAGGCGUGAUGCUCACUCAUAAGAACUUUAUUGCUCAAAUCAUUCAGGCCCUUGCUGCUGAAGCAGAAGAAGAAGAGAAGCACGAUGAUGAUGUAGUUCUCGGUUUCCUUCCUUUCUAUCACAUUUAUGGCUUGACAAGCCUGAUUCUAAACUCCUACUACAAAGUUACACCUGUCAUUAUCAUGUCCAGGUACGAUCUGGAGCUAUUUUGUCAAUUAAUACAGAAGUAUAAGGUCACUCUUGCCGCUAUUGUUCCCCCAGUUGCUGUUCAAUUGGCCAAAUCACCAAUUGUCACCAAAUAUGAUCUUACAACCAUUCGUUUACUGGGCUGUGGAGCUGCCCCUCUCAGCAAAGAGCAUAUUACAGCAUUAAAAAAGCGGGUUCCUGCAGAUAUUAGACAAGGUUAUGGUAUGACAGAAACAACGUCCGGUGUAAUCUCUCAAAAUCAAAAAGGAGGUGUUCCAGGUUCUAUCGGUGUUCUGAGUACAAAUAUGGAAAUGAAGAUAGUAAACGAGAAAGGCGAAGAAUUAGGCGAUGACCAGGAGGGAGAAUUUUUCUUCCGUGGGCCUAGUAUUAUGAAGGGUUAUUACAAUAAUGAGAAAGCCAAUGCUGAAACAUUCAUGGCAGAUGGUUGGAUGCGUACAGGUGAUGUGGGCAAAUUUGACUCCAAAACUGGAGAGUUCUUCAUUCUCGAUCGUAUCAAAGAACUCAUCAAAUACAAAGGUUAUCAAGUGGCACCUGCAGAAUUAGAAGCAAUUCUCAUGGGCCUGGAAAUUGUCGCUGAUUGCUGCGUUGUAGGCUGGUACGACGAUAAUCAGGCUACUGAACUUCCUCGAGCUUAUAUCGUUCUUCAACCUAGUGUGAGCAAAGACGAGCAUACUGUAAAACAGAUUGAUGAACAUGUGUCAAAGAAUGUGACGAAUUACAAAAAACUUCGUGGUGGAAUCAAGUUUGUUGAUGCUAUUCCAAAGAGCCCCAGCGGGAAAAUUCUUCGUCGGCAAGUAAAGGAUUGGGUUAAAAAGGAACAAGCUGCGUUUACGAAGGCACGUUUGUAAAUAAAUUGAUUUGGAAAGAAAAUAUAUGGCAUGAUUAUAUUACUACCACUACUAUCUACUUCUACUACUUCAGCUGCGCAUAAGUUUAACGGAAAUAUCUCCCCGAUAUUGGUUCGAUCUCUCUUGCCAUUGACAGAGAUAUCGCAACUUUUAAAUAAAACUUACCUAGUUUUUUGUAUGCUGCGAUUGUGUUCAUAGCUUAAAAAAA
Messenger RNA from Mycotypha africana, 2167 nucleotides. RefSeq lists its product as uncharacterized. The record is from RefSeq and is a predicted model, not a curated record. Gene Ontology annotation, molecular function: CoA-ligase activity. The coding region runs from base 313 to 1959 and encodes 548 amino acids. Gene Ontology annotation, biological process: secondary metabolic process. The transcript has 6 exons. NCBI's taxonomy places the organism in Eukaryota, Fungi, Mucoromycota, Mucoromycetes, Mucorales, Mycotyphaceae.